AUGGUUGGAAGUCAGUGCGAGUUACACAAAAAUUGUAAUAAUGGAUUAUCUUCCAUCUUGGCCGCUGCAGCUACAGCGAACAAGCUUUCGGGUUUGAUAAAGAUCAAAGCCGGUGCCGGACCCAGGACCCUGUUGGAACAGACGAACUGCUUGGCUGACGUUCUGAAGAACCUGUCCAUCGCAACCGGAAAAGAAGCAACGGAUGGAGGUACUAGGUAUCAAGUAGCAAGAGACCGAGGAACAACCGACAAGGAGGCCACUAACAAGGAAGGAGCUGCGGACCAGACCGAGUCAUCGUGCAAGACGGAGUCCUUGGGCAAAACCGAGUUAUUGGGCACGACGGAAGCAUUGGGCAAGACGGAGUCCUUGGGCAAGACCGAGUUAUUGGGCACGACGGAGUCAUUGGGCAAGACGGAGGCACUGGGCAAGACGGAGUCAUUGGGCAAGACGGAGGCACUGGACAAUACGGAGUCCUUGGGGUGGUAUUUGAUUGGUGAAGAGGGACCGAUGCUUCCGUGCCACGAGGUGGAUGUGGAACGUACGGACGAAACGGCUUUAGAAGCGAUGCCGGUACGGGUCCCGACAUCGGCACUGGAGGAUAAUGAAUGCUGCAAGGAGUUAGAGGAAGGCGAAACGGCUGCCGACGAAUUCGCGAUAACCUUGGAACGGCACUUGCGGCUGAACCCGGGACAGGUUAUUCGGUACCAGGUGCACGGACAGCCUCUGUGGUUGGGAGUGCCAAAGCCCAACGAGGAAAAUGCUGAGUUGAUGUUGGGUUUGUCAACCAUACCGCCGUGCAUGACUUGCAAAGCAGCCCGAUUUUCAGAGGUGCAAAUACUCAGUUCCUUGACCUCUAUAUUGAUGGAGAAAUAUCCUAAAGACAGAUUAGUACAAUCGAUGCAGUGGGGUACCAUCGUUGUGUACACUUGUGCCAGAGAUUGUGCCCCUAAUAUAGACCAGCAAGGCUAUGAACACGUAGCCGAACCGGUCAGGGUUCAGGUGGUCUAG
Messenger RNA from Gregarina niphandrodes, 1008 nucleotides. RefSeq names its product programmed cell death protein 2. Gene Ontology annotation, cellular component: cytoplasm. NCBI's taxonomy places the organism in Eukaryota, Apicomplexa, Conoidasida, Eugregarinorida, Gregarinidae. The record is from RefSeq and is a predicted model, not a curated record. The transcript is spliced from 3 exons. Bases 1 to 1008 code for a protein of 335 amino acids.